UUGGCCAGCGGAAGAGGCGGGGUGCACUGUAACGUGUAGAGGUGACUCGCAGGAGUGACAGGAGUCAGGCUAAGAGCGAUCUGCGGACAUGGCCUUCUGUAUCCCGCGCCCGGCGCUGGCAUUAAAAUAUGCACACAGAGCUUAUUCAUCACAGCGCUCCCUAAAUGAAGUGGUCAUUGUCAGUGCAGUGAGGACCCCAAUAGGGUCAUUCCAGGGCUCCCUGUCAUCUUUUCCUGCUACCAAGCUUGGCUCCAUAGCUAUUACAGCUGCUGUUGAGAAGGCAGGUAUUUCUGCUGAGGAGGUGAAUGAGGUCUACAUGGGCAAUGUCCUACAGGCCGGACAGGGACAAGCGCCCUCCAGACAGGCCACUCUUGGUGCAGGCUUGCAAAUCUCUACUCCCACCACAACCAUAAACAAAGUCUGUGCCUCAGGAAUGAAGUCUAUUAUGCUGGCAGCACAAUCUCUAAUGUGUGGACACCAGGAAGUCAUGGUGGCUGGAGGGAUGGAGAGCAUGUCUAAUGUUCCUUACUGCAUGAGCAGAGGAGCUACACCAUAUGGAGGAGUGAAAUUGGAAGACUUGAUAGUGAAGGAUGGCCUGACUGAUGUCUACAAUAAAUUCCACAUGGGAAAUUGUGCAGAAAACACAGCCAAGAAGUUAAAAAUCACAAGGGAAGACCAAGACAACUAUGCCAUCAGCUCUUACACCAGAAGCAAAGCAGCCUGGGAUUCUGGGCUGUUGGUCAGAGAGAUCGCUCCUGUUGCUAUUCCACAGAAAGGGAAACCUGAUCUUGUUGUACAAGAGGAUGAGGAAUACAAAAAAGUAGACUUCAGCAAGUUUCCAAAACUCAAAACUGUCUUCCAAAAAGAAAAUGGCACUGUGACAGCAGCCAACGCCAGCACUCUGAAUGAUGGGGCAGCAGCUUUGGUUCUCAUGACUUCAGAAGCCGCCAAAAGACUCAAUGUCACACCUCUGGCACGGAUUUUGGCAUUUGCAGACGCUGCAGUAGAACCAAUCGACUUUCCAAUUGCCCCUGCGUAUGCAAUUCCCAAGGUUCUAACUGCUGCUGGAGUAAAGAAAAAGGAAGUGGCAAUGUGGGAAAUCAAUGAAGCAUUCAGUGUUGUCGUGUUGGCCAAUAUUAAAAUGUUGGAUAUUGACCCUGCCAAAGUAAAUGUCAAUGGAGGAGCAGUCUCUCUUGGGCAUCCCAUUGGGAUGUCUGGGGCCAGAAUUGUUGGACACAUGGCUCAUGCUUUGAAGAAGGGAGAGUUUGGUGUUGCUGCAAUCUGUAAUGGUGGUGGAGGAUCUUCUGCCAUCCUCAUUGAAAAACUGUAACCGCAGAACAAUGAACCAUACUUCGCAGUUUAUAAUCUGGCUUAAUCUGUUACAUGUGUCUGCACUCCGAAGCUGAAGAUUUUCUUGUGAUUCAACAGCCCAUUUCUCAUUUGGUGAAAUCGGCACACCUUACCUGGUCCACCAGAAGGGAGUUCAAGUCUAAACCUUUAACGACUGCAACACUGUUCUUGCAAGGAACACUGUGAAUGGAGGGACAAAGAAUGCAAACUGUUCUGUGAGUGGAGGCGGAAAAUCUGUCCAUCUUGUGCUCCUCCAUUCACCGAGUGUACUGCAUUUUUUUUAAAUUCAUGCAAGGAGGGGGGCUGAAAAGAAUGGCAGUCAUACUGUCAGGGCAGGAUCUUUGUGCACACAGCCAAGCCAUUAACCCAUGCAGCGCUGGAAGUUCACAGCUGUGAAGGGUGGGGAAUUUCUGCAGGAACCAUCAACCUGCAGGACGCAUUAUACAUCAAAACCGUUGCUUUUUUUUUUUUUUUCUCCUCCCUUGUUCUCUAAACCUCAGCUUUUGCAUAAAAACCUUACAAAGGUUGGUGUAGGGGUGCUGGGCAUUUAGCAAAGUCCUUGUACUGAAUGUACACCCCCCUUCCACAAUGGAACCAUAAAUGGCCCAGUUGUACACAUCAUGUGCUUCUCAAGUUUAAAUAUUUUUUCCAGCAGUACCGUAAAUGGUUGUUGUGGUGAGAACAUAAAGUGAUACAUUAAACAGCCUUUUUCUACAAUUGUGCAGAAACUUAUCUUUAGUACAACAAUAAACUUGAAUUUCAUAUCUAAA
Molecule: messenger RNA, 2120 nt
Organism: Rana temporaria (common frog)
Lineage: Eukaryota; Metazoa; Chordata; Amphibia; Anura; Ranidae
Gene: ACAT1
Product: acetyl-CoA acetyltransferase 1
Exons: 12
Coding region: 89-1330 (413 amino acids)
Biological process (GO): fatty acid beta-oxidation
Molecular function (GO): acetyl-CoA C-acetyltransferase activity
Source: RefSeq, a predicted model, not a curated record